This is a messenger RNA of Drosophila yakuba, 2561 nucleotides long. RefSeq names its product lissencephaly-1 homolog (gene Lis-1). Gene Ontology annotation, biological process: vesicle transport along microtubule; nuclear migration; retrograde axonal transport. The coding region runs from base 220 to 1455 and encodes 411 amino acids. The record is from RefSeq and is a predicted model, not a curated record. Gene Ontology annotation, molecular function: dynein complex binding; microtubule plus-end binding. The transcript has 8 exons. NCBI's taxonomy places the organism in Eukaryota, Metazoa, Arthropoda, Insecta, Diptera, Drosophilidae. Gene Ontology annotation, cellular component: cytoplasmic microtubule; neuronal cell body; microtubule associated complex.
CGUGAUGCUUUUUCAGCUGCUUGCACGGCGGUCACACUAAUCGAAGCAUUUUCGUCCGCUCGUCACUUUUCUGCGUAAUUCUUUUCGUAUAAUUCAAUUAAACAUAAAUAAAUAAGCCUAAUUAUAAAUAUAUGAAAAACUAAAUUGAUAAUUACACGAAUUGAAGGCGGAAAACCGAAUCGAACGAGAGAAGCAAAACAAGCCAAAUCGGAAAACAGUAUGAAAAUGGUGUUGUCGCAGCGGCAGCGCGAGGAGCUUAACCAAGCGAUUGCCGAUUACCUGGGCUCAAAUGGCUACGCCGACUCAUUGGAGACCUUCCGCAAGGAGGCCGAUCUCAGCACAGAAGUGGAAAAGAAGUUUGGCGGACUGUUGGAGAAGAAAUGGACGUCCGUCAUCCGGCUGCAGAAGAAAGUGAUGGAACUAGAGGCUAAGCUCACUGAAGCUGAGAAAGAGGUCAUCGAGGGCGCGCCCACAAAGAACAAACGGACGCCUGGCGAGUGGAUACCACGGCCGCCAGAGAAGUUCUCCCUGACCGGUCAUCGUGCCAGCAUAACAAGGGUAAUUUUUCAUCCUAUCUUUGGUCUUAUGGUUUCCGCAUCCGAAGACGCCACCAUUAGGAUUUGGGACUUCGAAACCGGCGAGUACGAGCGCAGUCUGAAGGGACACACGGACUCGGUGCAGGAUGUGGCAUUCGAUGCCCAGGGCAAGCUUUUGGCUUCCUGCAGCGCGGACUUGUCCAUCAAAUUGUGGGAUUUCCAGCAGAGCUACGAGUGCAUCAAAACCAUGCAUGGUCACGAUCACAAUGUCUCGUCGGUGGCCUUUGUGCCGGCCGGAGAUUACGUUCUCUCUGCAUCACGGGACCGCACCAUUAAAAUGUGGGAGGUGGCCACAGGCUACUGUGUGAAAACCUACACAGGCCAUCGAGAGUGGGUGCGAAUGGUGCGAGUGCACAUCGAAGGCAGCAUCUUUGCCACAUGCUCAAAUGAUCAGACAAUACGUGUUUGGUUGACGAAUUCAAAAGACUGCAAGGUUGAAUUACGCGAUCAUGAGCAUACUGUGGAGUGCAUUGCCUGGGCGCCGGAAGCCGCAGCCUCUGCGAUAAACGAGGCAGCCGGAGCGGACAACAAGAAGGGUCAUCAUCAGGGCCCGUUCCUGGCCUCCGGCUCUCGCGACAAAACCAUUCGCAUUUGGGACGUGAGCGUUGGUCUGUGCCUGCUUACCCUGAGUGGCCAUGACAACUGGGUGCGUGGCCUGGCAUUCCAUCCUGGUGGCAAAUACUUGGUGUCGGCCAGCGAUGACAAGACCAUUCGGGUCUGGGACUUGCGCAACAAGCGAUGCAUGAAGACGCUAUACGCGCAUCAGCAUUUCUGCACCUCCAUAGAUUUUCACAAAGCGCAUCCGUACGUUAUUAGCGGUAGCGUAGAUCAAACAGUUAAGGUCUGGGAAUGUCGUUAAAUUAAGGAUAACUCGGCAAGGGUUCUGCUUACUUCUCAAUUUAAACAUAAAUAAAGCUAAUAUAUUAAAUCACAUACCCACACACCACGCCCACACACACACGAGCAGUCUCAGCCACCUCCGCGGAAGUUUAUUUUCCAGACGCUUUCUGUGUCAGCGUCCGAAAGCAAAAUGAACAUGUUGUAUUUUAAAACUGAAUGAAACUGGCGAAAACGAAUUAUUUAUUUAAUUGUACGACCUUCUAACUAAACUAACUACCUACCUACUAUACAAAGUACAUAAACAUAAUGCCUAAAAUAUACCUACAUACAAUUAUCGUUUAAAGUUAAAGCCCUCCUUUAUAAACCAGCACAGGCUCGCUAAACAAAACAGACAUCCUAACUUGAAUUUGUCGUAGAAUUCGAUGAGAAUGAAAGGUAUUUACAAUGGUAAACUGUAUUUCAUUCGACAGCUAGUUGUACCAUGUGGCGCAGAAAUGUUUUUCCAUCCACAAAUGUACCCGAGCACUCGCACUCACUUGAAAAAAUUCAAUGACGUUGAUGUGUUUUAGUGUUUGCAAUGUAUGCAUAAUAAUAGCUAAAUUCGCUGAAAAAAUAUAUAAGCAAAAAGUAUUUCAACAUCUAAGAAAACUUGUACUCACAAAGAGAAGUUUGUUAAUGAGAAUUACUUGAAGUGCAACAUGCUUUUUAUCAUAAUUGAGGUAGUUUUUACGAUAACAGUUUGCUUCUUUUAGCCGUAUGCACUUUACACAAUUCCUGUUUUGUGUUCUUUUUCGCGAAAGGAUCUUCAACAAAAACAAAAUACCUUUCAAAAUGCUUACAAAUUUAAGUUGGCUUUAAGUUCAAAAUAUAAUUUACUUUUACGGUUUACAUAGUAGAAAAAUGCUGCAAAUUUAUUUGUAAUUGUUUAUUUAAGAGCAACGGCAAAAAAUAUACCUAUAUAUAAAUAUACUAUAAAUAAUUAUUUGUGGAAAAACGAGAAAUCAUAUAGAUGUAUCUGGAAAAAAAAGCAAAAAAUCCAGCAAUUAAAAGAAACGAUUUUUCGGAUUCAAGAAAUCUAAUUAUUGAAAACAAUAAAAACUUGCUUCUUCAAGAAACCAGAAAAAA